Molecule: messenger RNA, 1302 nt
Organism: Penicillium brevicompactum
Lineage: Eukaryota; Fungi; Ascomycota; Eurotiomycetes; Eurotiales; Aspergillaceae
Exons: 4
Coding region: 1-1302 (433 amino acids)
Biological process (GO): regulation of DNA-templated transcription
Cellular component (GO): nucleus
Molecular function (GO): DNA-binding transcription factor activity, RNA polymerase II-specific; transcription cis-regulatory region binding
Source: RefSeq, a predicted model, not a curated record
AUGGCUGAAGAGUGCUUCAACCAGUUCCGUACCAACCAUCUGCAAUAUCUCCCGUUCGUCUAUAUUCCUCGUGACAUGACAUCUGGUCAGUUGCGGGAUAGAUCUCCGUUUUUCUGGAUUUGCAUAAUGGACGUGCUCACCCCUCAGAAUACGGAGAAGGGUGAUUCUUUCAAGAGAAUCACUAAUCAUAUUCACCAAAGAGUGAUGAUUGACCCUGAAGCGAGUAUGGACCUUCUCCUUGGAAUGAUCACCUUUAUCGCAUGGGGCAUAUAUUCAAAAAAGCCUUUUCUCAACUCAUAUGUGCAUAUCCUGAUGGGGGUAGUCGCUGAGUUAGGUAUCAACCAAUCCGCUCUAGGGGGGGUCUCUAUCAUGCAAGACUUCAAAUUUGCCAUUGGAAUGAAGCGAAAUGAAUCUGGAAUCAGAACGCUCGAAGAGAGAAGGGCAGUUCUGGGCUGUUUCUUGAUUUCAUCCAGCGCCGCCUGUUCAAUGUCCAAAAUCGACGCUAUGCGGUGGACGCCGCUAAUGGAGGAAAGCCUCUCAGUGCUCACCGACGCCAAAGAAUCUCCAGAAGAUGAGGUACUGGUCGUAUUGGUCAAGAUAUACCUAGUCCUGGACAGAAUGCACCAACUUCGACGCGACGGCGAGCCAAUCAGCUCACCAGCUUUUUAUAUGAGUGCUCUCAAAAUGCAGCUUGACGCCGUUAAGCAACAAAUACCACCACACUUGAUACAAAACAGAGCAAUACGAAUGUACCUCCAUAGUGCCGAGUUCACAAUCAAUGAAAUGGCCCUCGGGCCUUCCGCCAUUCUGCAUUUACCUGAUCUUCAGCGUCUCGACUGCUUAUUCACCUCUCUCCAAGCAACAAAGUCCUGGCUCGACAUUUGGCUAGAUCUCGCGGCGGUCGAAUAUAUGAAAGUGCCAUCUAUAAUAUUUUUCCAGUGGGCAAGGGCCAUCCUCAAUCUAUACAGACUCACCAUCCUGGAAGACCCAACUUGGAGCAAGUCUGUGGUUCGAGAUACGGUGAACAUACUCGAACAUCUAAACAAAGCCAUCAUGGCGAUCAAAUGCUACCCAGAGUUUCUCAAAUUUGACCAAGGAAAAGAGGUCAACGUACUCGAGAAGGGACUGAGGAUGAUGGAAGCGCUGAAGUGUAAUUGGGAGCCCAAGUUAACUGACCUAUGGGGAAUACGUGCCAAUGAUAACUCCGAUAGUAUGGUCCAGUCUGAUGAUAUCCUGCCUCCGGGAAUGACUUUGCCUCAGAUAGAUGACAGUUGGAUGAUGGAGUUUUUGGGAUCUUUGUGA